AUGGAUUCGGGCAACAUGGGUGACUAUCAAGAGAUGAUUGAUCGAGCUUACAACCUCAUGGAAGAAAUCGAAGAUAAAAGCGCAUUUCUUGCUGCGUGCAAUACAACACGAGCUAUGCAAAGCACGCUUUCAACCAUGUCGGACAAAAGUUCGGAUGAAUACCAAAGACUACGGCAGAAGCAAGUGGAAGCACAGACGUACAUUUGGGACGCUGUUUCGAAGGGAAUGAAGAACAUUAUUCUUGGAAAUCCCAAACCGUCUGCGAAGUGA
Messenger RNA from Rodentolepis nana, 270 nucleotides. The record is from the annotation of a GenBank genome assembly. Lineage: Eukaryota; Metazoa; Platyhelminthes; Cestoda; Cyclophyllidea; Hymenolepididae.